AUGAGGCGGUGCUGAGAAGUAUUCCGAGACAGAUCUGCGGUACUCAAAUGAAGCUCCCAUUCCGAACGGUCCUCAGUGCGAACAGCACCGCUCGGGAAAAACCUGCACUCCGCUUCUGCUCGACGUUACUUCGGGUAAAUGAAGCGUUCCGUCCAUGCGGAGGCUAGCGCUGGUUCUUCUGCCCUGUGCUCUCGCUGUACUGGUGCACUUGUGGUUGGCUCAACGACGGUGCCCCACGCCGCUGGAAGACGACGACACACUCUCGGAUGGAGUGGUACCGUCCUAUGAAGUUCUGGUGGGAGUUUUAUCAGCCAGACAGCAUUACACACUGCGACAAGCCAUAAGGGACACCUGGCUGGGCUACUUGCUCCAACACCCUCACUUCAAGCACAGAGUGGGGGUGAAGUUUAUUGUGGGCAAACAUGGAUGCGCCAUCCCAGAGGAGGACCGAGAAGAUCCUUACUCCUGCUCCCUACUCAACAUCACUGAGCCAGAGGCGGGACAGGAUUCCGAGAGAGAAAUCGUGAUGGUGCCGGACCCCACGGUGCUAGUCCCCUCUGACGUGUCCGCCGUUGCCCUGGAUUUUAAGGUGCUCCACCCGGUGGUGAUCACCAGGCUGGGGGUGUUUUCCCGAAGCGCCCACCCUGAAUUGAAGAGCAAUGUGACCGUAAAGCUUCUGCAGCUGGAUCAGGAGGAGGCGAUAGUAACGGCUCGCUUCAGUGGCAUCAGCACAGGCACCCUCGUAAGCGGAAUAUGGUAUAAACCGGUGGAGAAGUUCAUCUUGCCCAAGGGAUUUGAGGGGACGCUAGUAUGGGAGAGUUCCGACUCAGACGUACUGACCACAGUCAACUCAUCCUGCGUGCAGCUCAAUGAUGGAGGAGGCGUACUCAAGUUUUCCUCGAUUGCAGAAGGCAUACUGCCCCACAGAGGUGCUCUUGGAUUUCCUGGCCUGGCCGGAGGAUUCACCUUUACCAUUUACGACAGGAGCAGUCUGUCUGAGCACCUGCGGGGUCGUCCAUCCAGGAUGGAGCGCCACGCCGCAGGGCUGAGACAGGAGGACGCCGCCUUGAAGCAAGAAAGCCUAAGGCACGGCGACAUGGUGUUUGUAGAUGUGGUGGACACCUACAGGAGCGUGCCUUCCAAACUGCUUCAGUUCUACAAAUGGUCUGUGGGCAACAUUGACUUCAGUCUGCUUCUGAAGACUGAUGAUGAUUGUUACAUUGACGUGGACUCGGUAUUAAUGAAGAUUGAGCUCAAGGGUCUCAAACGCAGCCAUUUCUGGUGGGGAAAUUUCAGACAGAGCUGGGCGGUGGAUCGCAUUGGAAAGUGGCAAGAGCUCGAGUACGCCAGUCCCGCCUACCCGGCCUUUGCGUGCGGAUCGGGCUAUGUGGUGUCACGUGACCUGGUGCAGUGGCUCGCCAGUAAUGCAGAGAGUCUAAAGGCCUACCAGGGAGAAGAUGUGAGCAUGGGCAUAUGGAUGGCAGCUGUUGGACCUCAGAAGUAUCAGGAUCCCAGCUGGCUCUGUGAAAAAGAAUGCUACCUGGACAUGCUGUCGUCCCCGCAGCACACGGCACAGGAGCUUCGUGUCCUUUGGGACAGGAAGAGGACGUGUGGUGACCCGUGUGGUUGUCCUUGGGGACAGUAAGGUUUGGCUCCACGUGCAAAACUGCGUACUUGUGACACGUAGGCGUCUGCGCUUACUUCAUACCUCAAUUUGUCAUUUAGUUGUCUAAAAGUAAACACUGUAUUUCCAUUGAGUGUUUUUAUGAACGAUCAUUUCUGAUACUUGGCACAAAAAAGAAACAAUGGCUUUUCUUUGCUUUUUCGCUGCCAUGACUGUCGUGCCACCCAGUUGUCAUUGUACAAGGUAGUGAGUGACGUUGCCUUAUUGUAUUUGUAAUAGCAGCAUAGAUUCUACGUGGACAAAUCAAUGUAAAAUUUGCGACCCAUACUUUUGGAACUUGACUCCUUUGCAGGACAUAAAAAAACCAUCAAAGAAAUGAAAAUGUUUCUUGCGUACUUUGGACCGAGAUGCACAUUUAUAUUUUUGUUGGCUCCACGUUUACUUGGUAUCCUUUCAUUUGCCUUCCAGCUCAACAACUGUGAAGCAGCAGGUGUACCAUUUAGAUUCUGAAGUCCAUUCUUUUUAUAUCGAAAAAAGGGAUAGAAAACCACUCUGCAGCAGAGUGCCGGUUGUUUUCUUGAGACAUCAUGAGCACGUGGAAUAUUUUGGGGCAACCAUUUAGUUCUAAUCUAUUUCCACAGUGGCACUGAGUUUGCACCUCCACAGAUUUGAAUAAAAAUGUGAUUGUAGUGUAGAAUUUCGGCUUUAAAAGGUUCCACGAAAACAAGGCAUUUUGAAUAGCAGCUAUUUUAUGCAGAUCUAUUUUCAGGCCUCACCUCCACUUGUUCCUUGUUUGUGGGUCCUGUUGCCUACACUUUUGUCUUCAGUAAGUAAAAGGCACACUAUUUGAAUAUUAUUGUUAUUUUCAUUCUUUUUUUUUUUUUUUCUUCUCCAAGUUGUUAUGACGGUAAGAAAAAUACAAGCACGGCAUCAAUGGAUUACAUAAGUUAGGCAUAUUGCUAAUGAGCCACUCGUACUGUAAAAGUAAUGCAAGGUUUUUUUCAAGGCAAAAAAGUCUAAUGCUCUCCAAUGGCAAAUCAAAUCACUUUUGAGCAAGUGGUCAAAUGUCACAGUGGUGGCAAAAUAAAAAAUCUCUGUCAUUGUUCAAAUACAUAUGGACCUGGAAUGUGAAUAUCUUUUUUGAC
This is a messenger RNA of Syngnathus typhle (broad-nosed pipefish), 2769 nucleotides long. It is a transcript of the gene b3galnt2, whose product is annotated as beta-1,3-N-acetylgalactosaminyltransferase 2. The record is from RefSeq and is a predicted model, not a curated record. Gene Ontology annotation, cellular component: membrane. The transcript has 12 exons. Gene Ontology annotation, molecular function: hexosyltransferase activity. Lineage: Eukaryota; Metazoa; Chordata; Actinopteri; Syngnathiformes; Syngnathidae. Bases 155 to 1645 code for a protein of 496 amino acids.